AACUUCAGCUCACAGUCCAACCAACCAACCGGGACAACGCAAACACAAUGGACGUCACCGUGGCGAAGCAGCUCAGGCGCCUCCGCACGCUGGGCCGCGGCGCGUCGGGCGCCGUCGUGUGGCUCGCGUCCGACGAUUCCUCCGGCAAGCUCCUGGCCGUCAAGUCCGCCGCCGCGUGCGGCGCGGCGCAGCUGGCGCGCGAGGGCAGCGUGCUCACCGGCCUCUGCUCGCCGCACAUCAUCCCCUGCCUCGGCUCCCGCGCCGCGGAGCACGGCGGGCACCAGCUCCUCCUCGAGUUCGCCCCCGGCGGCUCGCUGGCCGACGAGGCCGCCAGGAACCGCCUCCCGGAGCGCGACAUCCGGGCGUACGCGGGCGACGUCGCGCGCGGGCUGGCCUACCUCCACGCGCGGUCCCUCGUGCACGGCGACGUCAAGGCCCGGAACGUGGUCAUCGGGGCCGACGGCCGCGCCCGGCUGACGGAUUUCGGGUGCGCCAGGGCCGUUGACUCGCCGCUCCCGAUCGGCGGCACGCCCGCGUUCAUGGCCCCCGAGGUGGCCCGCGGGGAGGAGCAGGGCCCCGCCGCCGACGUGUGGGCGCUCGGCUGCACCGUCGUCGAGAUGGCCACCGGCCGCGCGCCCUGGAGCGACCUCACCGACCUCCUCGCCGCCGUCCACCGGAUCGGGUACACGGACGCCGUGCCGGAGGUGCCCGGGUGGCUGUCCCCCGAGGCCAAGGGCUUCCUCGCCGCCUGCUUCGCCAGAGACCCCCACCACCGGUGCACGGCGGCGGACCUCCUGGAUCAUCCGUUCCUCGCUUCCGCCACCGCAGCCCGCGACUACUACUACAGCCCGGAGCCGGCGAAGCAAGAACGGACCACUCCCAAGAGUACGCUGCACGACGCGCUCUGGGACUCGGACGACACCGACGACGAGGCGGACGAGACGUCGACGACGCCCGCCGAGAGGAUCGGGGCAUUGGCGUGCGCCGCCUCGGCCCUGCCGGACUGGGACUCGGACGACCAAGGCUGGAUCCACGUGCACGGAGACGGAAACGACGAGCUCCCCACAGCCCACGACUCGCCGCCCGCCGAUGCUGGUGACUUGGUCUGGGCCGAACCACAAGAAGCAGAGUUUGAACCGUUCGCCGUCGCGGCUGCCGAUGCCAGUAACGGCACCCCGCGCCAUGCAGUAGCAGUUAUCGACGGCGCCGACAUUUGGCGGGACGGUUACCUGUCUCCUGUGCAUUUAGGCAGUUGUAGAAAUCAGUUUCCCGACCCGUUUGAUUCUGACGGGGAUGAAACAGUGUCAUUUCAACGUGAAUGUAACAUAUGCAGAGUAAUGAAAUUAUUUUUUGCUCAAAACUUUGCCUGUCUGCCGAUUCUCUGUGUUCCUAUGGACCGAUCAUGUGAUCUGUCUGCUGAGACUUGA
Lolium rigidum is the source of this 1427-nucleotide messenger RNA. Its product is annotated as mitogen-activated protein kinase kinase kinase 18-like. Bases 48 to 1427 code for a protein of 459 amino acids. The record is from RefSeq and is a predicted model, not a curated record. Gene Ontology annotation, biological process: protein phosphorylation. Lineage: Eukaryota; Viridiplantae; Streptophyta; Magnoliopsida; Poales; Poaceae. The transcript has a single exon. Gene Ontology annotation, molecular function: protein kinase activity; ATP binding.